Ambispora leptoticha is the source of this 1524-nucleotide messenger RNA. NCBI's taxonomy places the organism in Eukaryota, Fungi, Glomeromycota, Glomeromycetes, Archaeosporales, Ambisporaceae. The record is from the annotation of a GenBank genome assembly.
AUGGGAACGGUUAAAUCAACGUUACAGAAACAAUCACAAAAAAGAAAUUCUAAAAUAAUCAAGAAAACCAAAAAUGAGACUGAACAUCACGAAGAUCCGGUGUCUCAAGAGAAUAUGCUUGCACCAGUAGUGUCACCACCAGAUCUCGCAACAAUUCGUAGUAAACCUUUAAUCCACGAAGAAUGGGAACUUUGCAGACAAUCAUCAACAAUACCCGAGAUACUCGAAUCUCUUCUUAACAUAGUAAAUCACUUGAACAUUUAUUUUGGGACUGAUAAAUUAUUGGUCAGAGAAAUCACCAAAUGGAUACACAAGCAUGACGACAACAUUGAACCACGGAAACUAAUAGAAUUUCUCAAGAUUGAAGUAUCAAAAGAAGAGAAACCAAAAUACAUUUCGUUGCUGGCGUUCUUUUAUUUUUUGGGUAUUGGAACAGCCGUUAAUCAUAAUGAGUCGAAGCGAUUAUAUGAUAUUGCAGCGGGAAUGGGUGAUGGUGUUGCACAGUGUCAGUUAGGAACUUUUUUUUAUUUCGGAAUUGAUUGUAAAGUUGAUUAUGAUCUAGCGUUUCAGUUUUUCAUGAAAUGUGCAAAUCAGGGUAUUUCGACUGGCCAAACGUGGGUAGGAAAUUGUUAUGAGCAUGGAAAAGGAAUCGAAAAAGACUUGGAAGAAGCGUUUUAUUGGUACUCAUUAUCUGCAAAAUGUAAUGACGCAUCUGGCCUUUACAAACUCGGAUACUGCCACGAAAAAGGCAUCGGCACUCCAAAAAAUUCAUCGUUAGCCGCCGAAUGCUAUCUACAGUCAGCAACGCGUGGAAACGCAACGGGUCAAUACAAACGGGGUCAGUGUCUUUUGAAAGCAAUUGGUGUACAAAAAAACAUUCACGAAGCGCUGUUAUGGUUUCAUCAAGCCGCGCGACAAGGAAGCCUUAGUGCGAUGAAUCAGUUGGGAUGUUUGUAUAUGAGCGGAGUAGAGGCGGAGGGAAUACGCAAAGAUGUGCGAGUUGGGUUUUCAUGGUAUUUGAAGGCAGUUAAAGAAGAUGAUGGUGUUGGUAGACGAGAUUCGACGGCACAAUUCAACAUUGCGGUUUGUUAUCAGAGUGGUGGGAUGGGAUUUAUUCAAAUGACCACCACACAAUACCUCGGUGCACCAUUUUUCAUUAAUCCACUUUCAGAUGAAACAGACACUGAUAACGAGUCAAAUUCACAAAAUGACAUGACUAUAAGUAUAAUAUCAAAUGACAAUAUUAAUGCGAGUCAGGAAGCAUUACAAACAACGCGAAUAGUUGCACGAGGACUGUACGGGAUAAACGAAAAGCGCCAGGUUGAUUCACAAGAGACGAUAGUUGCAAUACCGGAUUCGCGUGAUUCAGGUCAGAAUCAGACAUCAGAAUCCUCGGCUACUUCAGAAUCUACUUCAGUAACAAGAUAUUUAUUGUUAGUUAUUUUUAUGUUGUCGGCAGUAAUCGUAUCUGGGAUAGCCAUUGUUCUUGUCAUGAAGCUUUUGAAUCCAGACUUCUUGACUUAG